CAGGACGUCACCGCGGACUGCAGGGGCCUGAGCCGCUGCCGCCGCCGCCUCUGCCCCUGUCGCGCAGCCCCACAUCAACGCAGGGGGCCCCGUCAUCACCGCCGCCAAAAAGUCGCUGCCCCUAGGGUCGCCACCGCAUCGGUGCAGGGCAAGAUGGCAUCCGCCACAGACUCGCGCUAUGGGCAGAAGGAGUCCUCGGACCAGAAUUUCGACUACAUGUUCAAGAUCCUCAUCAUUGGCAACAGCAGCGUGGGCAAGACAUCUUUCCUCUUCCGCUAUGCAGACGAUUCCUUCACGCCUGCCUUCGUCAGCACUGUGGGCAUUGACUUCAAGGUCAAGACCAUCUACCGCAACGACAAGAGGAUCAAGCUGCAGAUCUGGGACACAGCAGGGCAAGAGCGGUACCGGACUAUUACCACAGCCUACUACAGGGGUGCCAUGGGCUUUAUCCUCAUGUAUGACAUUACCAAUGAAGAGUCCUUCAACGCUGUGCAGGACUGGUCGACCCAGAUCAAGACAUACUCAUGGGACAAUGCCCAGGUGCUGCUGGUGGGAAACAAGUGUGACAUGGAGGAUGAACGGGUGGUGUCGUCGGAGCGUGGCCGGCAGUUGGCUGACCACCUUGGCUUUGAGUUCUUUGAGGCAAGCGCCAAGGACAACAUCAAUGUCAAGCAGACCUUUGAGCGCCUGGUAGACGUCAUCUGCGAGAAGAUGUCUGAGUCCCUGGACACGGCCGACCCUGCGGUCACCGGCGCCAAGCAGGGCCCGCAGCUCACGGACCAGCAGGCGCCUCCACAUCAGGACUGCGCCUGCUGAGAGCUGCCUCCAGCCCCAUCCCGGCCCCACCCCUGCCCACCCCCUGGGCCUGAUCCAGUUCCCACUGGCCCAGGGCGUGAGAACCCCCCUGCCCCCAACUUAGCCCCUCACCCUUAUUUAUUAUCGUAGUUAUUUAUUUAUUUAUUGGAGAUGUCCCCCAGGGACUCAGGCUCCCCACCCACCCCGUGUCCCGUCCUGUACAUACAGCCCUGUCCCCACCCUGCCGUGGCGUGGCGUGGCAUGGCCCUGUGAACUCACCACUCACCCUCCUCUCAAGACCCCACCUUUUUUAAAAUUCACCCCCAACAACAGUUACCGGUUUUGCAGAGGGGGCCCGAUGACCCCUCCCCCAGGGCAGGCUGAUUGGGUGAUGGGAGGUAGUCGGGUCUGCCAGCCUCUCGGCUGUGACACGGUGGGCCAAGGCCACUGUGGGGGUCUCAGCAUGGACCAUGGGGUGGAUCAGAGCCAGGUAAUGGCCCGCCUGGCUCCUCACCCCCAAAGUUUUACCCUUAUUUGGAGGUGAGGGCUGCUGUGGGUACUCGCCACCCUGGGGACCCCCCCAACACCAGACCUGUUCUGACGUCAUGAGUGUCAAAUGUUCCCCCCAGAUCCCCAGGAGAUGUCAUGACAACACUACACACACCCAAUAAAGUGAAUGGAUGACACCGUGUC
This is a messenger RNA of Odobenus rosmarus divergens (Pacific walrus), 1488 nucleotides long. It is a transcript of the gene RAB3A, whose product is annotated as RAB3A, member RAS oncogene family. The record is from RefSeq and is a predicted model, not a curated record. Gene Ontology annotation, molecular function: GTPase activity; GTP binding. The transcript is spliced from 5 exons. Lineage: Eukaryota; Metazoa; Chordata; Mammalia; Carnivora; Odobenidae. Gene Ontology annotation, biological process: regulation of synaptic vesicle fusion to presynaptic active zone membrane; regulation of exocytosis; protein secretion. Gene Ontology annotation, cellular component: synaptic vesicle; axon; endosome. The coding region runs from base 154 to 816 and encodes 220 amino acids.